Teleopsis dalmanni is the source of this 387-nucleotide messenger RNA. RefSeq lists its product as uncharacterized. The transcript has 2 exons. Gene Ontology annotation, molecular function: protein heterodimerization activity. Lineage: Eukaryota; Metazoa; Arthropoda; Insecta; Diptera; Diopsidae. Bases 31 to 372 code for a protein of 113 amino acids. The record is from RefSeq and is a predicted model, not a curated record.
UUUCAGUCAGUCUGUCAAGAAAUAGUAAAGAUGGUUGGAAAAAUUCGCAAAGCAAAAAUAAAUAAAAAGAAAUCGCUCGCAACUGGAAUUGCCCGCAACGUAGACUUUUCCGUUGAAAUUAAGCAAUUAUUGGCUGGUAUGGGCGUUGUCAACAAUGUUGACCCGGAAUGUAUUAACCUAUUAAAUGAUCUGGUUAUUCAUUUCAUAAAAAAUUGUACGAAAGAGGCAAUGAAACAUAUGACAGGAACGGUAUUGGAUGGUGCAGCUGUCUUGAAAGCUCUUAGCUAUGAUGCGGCAAAACACGAUCAGGCACAAUACAUUAUGCAACAAGAAGAAAUUGGCAAACCUCAUCGUCCCUAUUUGGACCGCUGAUGUAUUGAUGUAUUA